This is a messenger RNA of Pteropus alecto (black flying fox), 1687 nucleotides long. RefSeq names its product ALG12, alpha-1,6-mannosyltransferase (gene ALG12). The record is from RefSeq and is a predicted model, not a curated record. Gene Ontology annotation, biological process: protein N-linked glycosylation. The coding region runs from base 201 to 1439 and encodes 412 amino acids. Gene Ontology annotation, molecular function: alpha-1,6-mannosyltransferase activity. Gene Ontology annotation, cellular component: endoplasmic reticulum membrane. NCBI's taxonomy places the organism in Eukaryota, Metazoa, Chordata, Mammalia, Chiroptera, Pteropodidae. The transcript has 9 exons.
GGGGGAGGGCUCCGGCCGCGAUGGCGCCCUGGCUUUGGCGGUCAUGUUAGCUUCGGGCAAGAGCUUCGCCUCGGUCCUCGGUUUCCGCUGCCCCGCUUCCGGCCCACGGCAGUCGAGACGGCCGCGCUCGGAGGAAAGGCGCCGCGGGUGAACGAGUGGCGGAGCUGAUGGUGGACGACGGUGCGUGAAGGGGACGCUCAAUGGCCGGGAAGAGACCGUCUGGCUCGGGCAGGCAGCGCUGGCUGCUGGGGCUGCUGGUGGCCGUGGCCGCCGUCCACCUGGUCGCCUGUCCCUACACCAAGGUGGAGGAGAGCUUCAGCCUGCAGGCCAUGCACGACCUGCUCUACCACCGGCUGGACGUGGACAAGUAUGACCACCUGGAGUUCCCCGGCGUGGUGCCCAGGACGUUCCUCGGGCCGCUGGUGGUCGCAGCGCUGUCCAGCCCUGCGGUCUGCGUGCUGUCCCUGCUGGACGUGUCCAAGUUCUACUCUCAGCUGAUAGUCAGAGCGGUGCUCGGGCUCGCUGUGAUUUUCGGACUCUGGACUUUCCAAAAAGAAGUGAGACGGCAGUUUGGGGCCACGGUGGCCACUACGUUUUGCUGGAUGACGGCCACACAGUUCCACAUGAUGUUCUACUGCACGCGGACACUCCCCAACGUGCUGGCCCUGCCCGUGGUGCUGCUGGCGCUGACGGCCUGGCUGCGGCGGAGCUGGGCCCGCUUCAUCUGGCUCUCGGCACUGGCCAUCCUGGUCUUCAGAGCCGAGCUGAGCCUGCUCCUCGGCCUCGUGCUGCUGCUGCUGCUGUGCACCGGGCGCAUCUCCGUGGCCCAGGUCCUGCGCCAUGCCCUGCCGGCCGGCGUGCUCUGCCUCGGGCUGACGGUGGCUGUGGACUCCUGGUUCUGGCGCUGCCUCGUGUGGCCGGAAGGAAAAGUUCUUUGGCUGAACAAUUACAGGAAGUCUUGGCUGUACAAGGCAGGGUCCCUCCUGGUGAUAGCACACCUCGUGGUGAAUGCCGCCUACUCGGCCACGGCCCUGUACGUGUCCCACUUCAACUAUCCUGGCGGCGUGGCCAUGCAGAGGCUGCAUGAGCUGGUGCCCCCCGGGACAGACGUCGUUCUGCACGUGGACGUGGCUGCUGCACAGACGGGCGUGUCUCGGUUCUUGGAAGUCAACGGGGCCUGGAGGUACGAGAAGCGGGAAGAUGUGCAGCCCGGGUCGGAGGACAUGCUGGCCUACACGCACCUGCUCAUGGAGGCGGUCCCCGGGCACCUGGCGCUCUACCGCGACACGCACCGGGUGCUGGCCGGCAUCGUGGGCACCACUGGGGUGAGUCUCAACCUGACCAGGCUGCCUCCCUUCGACGUCAACCUGCAGACCAAGCUGGUGCUUCUGGAGAGACUCGGGGGGCCUUCCUCAGCGCACCCUUCCAGAACUAGAUAGCACGGUGAAACGGCAGCCCUGGGGGACGGGCCCCACAUCACCGCCGCUGAGAACACGGACUGGGGGGCUGCCCGGAGCACCUGCCUGCUGGACCGCGUGUGCCCCCACUCCCGCGUCCUGAGCUGCGGGGCCAGUCCUCCCUUGUAGUCACAGGUGCGUGUUUCCAGGUGAAAUUUUACGAGAUGCACGUGUUCAAAAAUGAAUGAGAAUUAAAAUUGGUCAUCUCAUAAUGUGAUAUUUUCAGAGAA